Anolis carolinensis (green anole) is the source of this 4041-nucleotide messenger RNA. It is a transcript of the gene zbtb42, whose product is annotated as zinc finger and BTB domain containing 42. The transcript is spliced from 2 exons. The record is from RefSeq and is a predicted model, not a curated record. Bases 607 to 2055 code for a protein of 482 amino acids. NCBI's taxonomy places the organism in Eukaryota, Metazoa, Chordata, Lepidosauria, Squamata, Anolidae. Gene Ontology annotation, biological process: regulation of transcription by RNA polymerase II. Gene Ontology annotation, molecular function: DNA-binding transcription factor activity, RNA polymerase II-specific; protein binding. Gene Ontology annotation, cellular component: nucleus.
AACUACAACUCCCAGGAUCCCAUAGCACUGAGCCCUGGGAGUUCACGCCGCGUGGAAGUGCUGAAAUGCACCCCAAGUCUUACUGCGCCAAAAGCCGGAGAGCUGGGACCAAGGAGCGCACGGAGCGAGGCGAAGAAAACAUUGGGGUGGAAAGCAGCAGAGCUCAAAAAGUAGCCACGGAAAGAGGGAAAGAGACAGAGAGAAAGAAAGAGAGUUUUCUCACCCUCAUUUCCCCUAAUUUUAAAACCGUUUUGCUUGCCGCCAGCCCUUGAAAAUCCGACGAGCUUGGCGUCCUUGGUUGCGCUCUCGUGUGCGUCCUGGGAAGAAAAGCGCACAGAAACGCACUCUCUCCGUGUGCCUCUUUCUCUCUCUCUCUCUCUCUCUCUCCCCGAAAGAAAGGGUGGGGGGAAGUAUCGCGAGAGCCAGCCCUGGCUAACAACCUGCUCUACAACACACACACAGGAGUGCCUCCGCUGGGUUGCCAGCAACAAGAAACCCGGAGCAAGCCAGGCGCCCGCACUCACAUCUGGCUAAGGCGCAGCCAAGAGCGGAGCCCAUGCAGGUCUCCAACCAACAAGAACCGGGUUGGCUGGUUAUGAAGGAAGAAUGGAGUUCCCAGACCAUAGCCGGCAGUUACUGCAGUGUCUGAGUCAGCAACGUCACCAGGGCUUCCUGUGUGACUGUACUGUUUUAGUUGGAGACGCUCAGUUCCGAGCCCACAGAGCCGUCCUCGCCUCUUGCAGCAUGUACUUCCAUCUUUUCUACAGGGACCAGCUAGACAAAAGGGACAUUGUGCAUCUGAACAGUGACAUUGUCACAGCCCCAGCCUUCGGCUUGCUGCUUGAAUUCAUGUACGAAGGCAAGCUGGAGUUCAACAGCCUCCCAGUCGAAGAUGUGCUGGCUGCGGCCAGCUACCUUCACAUGUACGACAUUGUGAAAGUCUGCAAGGGCAAGCUGAAAGAUAAGGAAUUGUGCGGGGAUGAGAAAAUGAACGGCAGGGCAGCGCAUUCGGAUGUGCCGAGCUUGGAUGGCGGAAUGCCCUUGGGGCACGAGCUCAGUCCGGAUAAUAAGCAAAAAUUAACCGCGGCGGAAUAUGACAGAUUGGCAGCGGGGAAAAAGAAGAGUGGCAGCUACCCGGAUUGGUCCUCUGAACUUGUAAGUACUGGCUCUGUGUUAACUGAUGCAGAAUCGGACACCCUGGCAGCUGGGAAAACAAGAGCUAAUGUCAGUGGUUUGGUGGGACCUUUGUCCCAAAGCUCUCUGAACCACCCUUUGACUCCCAGUGAUGUAGAGUGUGCUCUGGAUCUGUCUUUCAAGCCUGUGGUGGGGAGAGAUUCCUUCCACCCCUCCUACAUCUUUGGACAGCUGGCUUCCGACGGCCAGCCACAGGAGGAAGAGAAGGAGGAGCAGCAGCAGGAGGGUGCCAAGCCCCUGAUUAAAGAUGAGCCCGAGUCUCUGUCGGAUGAGGAGGCGAGGAGCCCGGAGAGUCAGCAUUUUGAGAAUUCAGCCAAGAGUUUGAUGACAGGGUUAGGAAGUGUGUUUGUGGGGAAUGGCGAUUCUCACAUGCCAGAGGAAGAUGUCGAUCAAGAGCGGGAGGCGAGCGAGGAUGACAUGGAUUCCUCUGACAUUUCGUCCUCGGGUGUCCUUGUGCCCCCGGGCCACAUCUGCGUUUGCCCACUCUGCAGCAAGGUCUUCCCUAACCCACAUGUCCUCCAGCUGCAUCUCAGCUCUCACUUCCGCGACAAGGACGGCUCCAGGACCAGACUCUCCCCCGACGGAUCGGUGCCCACUUGUACGCUUUGCGGCAAGACUUUCUCCUGCAUGUACACCUUAAAAAGACACGAGAGGACUCACUCGGGUGAGAAGCCAUACACCUGCGGUCAGUGCGGGAAGAGCUUCCAGUACUCCCACAAUCUUAGCCGCCAUGCGGUGGUUCACACCCGGGAGAAGCCCCACGGUUGCAAGUGGUGCGAGAGACGGUUCACCCAGUCGGGCGAUUUGUACAGACACAUCCGCAAAUUCCACUGUGGCCUUGUGAAGUCGCUGGUGGUUUGAGAGAACAGUUAUUUUGUUACGAGAGAUGCUGGUCAACUUCCUACCAUGUGCUAUUUCACUUUGGGCGAAUAGCAUCACAAAGGGGGAUGGAUGGGUGGGAGAAUGUAGGUCUACAUUUCAUAGGAGAAGGUCUGCCUUUAUGCAUUGCUCCCAUCCCAUGGCCCACUUUAGGUCUGCAACUUUAUUCAUAAUGCUGUGUUUAUUUCUGGGUGGCCGAUAAGCAAAUUGGCAAAUUUCUUAAUCCAAAAUUCUUGGAUGGAAGCUGAUUUAACCCAAUUGAUUGGCUUAAUAGGAUGUAUGGAGAGGGCUGUUCUGAUGCAUAAGGAUACUUGGAUGUGCUUUUCAUCUUGUGGGUGUUCUCUUACCAAAAUGGAAAUGUGGUAAGGAAAUCCAGUGAAAGGGAAGGUAUGAUCCUUGAUCAAAAUUGCACCUUGGAUGCAACAAAGUGUGCUGUCUGUACAGCAAUCUCCCUUUCCCCCUGAGAUUAUCACAUCUUUAUUGUACCUCCCUGAAGUAGGUAUUUAAUAGUCUCCGUAUCUCUCCUUACUCUGGAGGUGAUCAUUUUGAUCCAACCUGGUUUUUUAAAUUUUAUUUUCAAUAUAUGUUUCAAGCAAAUCUAAUUUCAAAAGCAGGGGAUGGGCUAUGCAAGACAGAGCUCGUAUCACGUAACGGUGUGUGUCUGAAGAGAAGUCUUGGGUUGUGUGUGCCCCAGGGGGACAGACGAGAAGCCUUAUAACUCAAAAAGGCCUUUGAAUUUGUGUUACUUCUGAAGAUGCCCUUACUUUUAUCAGCAGGUGGUAAAGUUUUCAUCUUUUGAAACUCUUCCUGCCAAAUCAGCCUCACCUUGCUGGUGUUCUUUUGCCUUUGCAAAGACUUUCUCUCUCCUUUUUGCAGUUAUAAUGAAUUGCUUUUAAUUUUACCCCCUCCGUCUGGGUUGUCUAACCCAUCUGGUCCAAUUGCUGUUGUGUAGGUUUUAUUGGGAAUGGGACAAAAGUAUGGAUAGUUUGGUAUAACUGUGAGCCUAUACCAGGCAUGGGCAAACUUAGACCCUGCAAGUGUUUUGGACUUCAACUCCCACAAUUCCUGGCUUCAGGGUCCUUCCCUUUCCCCCUCAUACAAAGAUCUCCCCUAAAAUGGGGCAUGCUUAUGGUAGAACUUGUCUAGGGCUUGCAUCUUAUGGCCAAUUUUAUGUGUAGGAGAAUAUUUGGUGGAGGGGUAGAUGUUCCUCUGGAUCCCAUAGCAAUGUUGUGCUAGUCAUUGUGUUUGCACCACACUCUCUUAUUCAGUGGCAACAGAAGAUGAGAGGUGCCAACUCCAUGCUACCUGUUUCUCACAUGCCUGGCUUCCAGAGGAAGAUGGUCUCUGAGCCAAGACCCCCUGGGAAAGGAGACCUGGAUUACUGUCUGUGCCAAGCAUUGGCUGACUUACUCAUCCUUUCCAUGCUUCUGUUGGGCUUGUGUCCUUCUUCACUAUUGCACUACUGAUACUUUAAUCUUUGCUAAAUGGCAUCACUACCUUGGUGUCAACAAAAGAAAGGAGAAAAAUUAGGGCAUUGCUCCCCCCCCCCAUGUUAUGUCCUUUCCCCUUAAAGCAGUGGUUCUCAACCUGUGGGUCCCCAGAUGUUUUGGCCUUCAACUCCCAGAAAUCCUAACAGCUGGUAAAGUGGGUGGGAUUUCUGGGAGUUGUAGGCCAAAGUAUCUGGGGACUCACAGGUUGAGAACCACUGCCUUAAAUCCUUCCUUUCUAAUAUUGCAGUAUAUGAUACACUGAACAAGGAGAAUGUUUUCAUUCCCUUUGUAACAUUGCCUGCCCCUUUUAGGGGGGAUUCUUAAAUUUUAUUUCUGAAUGUUUAGUGGAAACUUUAAGUUACUGCGUUGCUAGAAAUUUGGGAACGGAAAUAUUUCAUUGGGGUGGGGGUGCAAAAUUAAUAAUUGGAGGAGCAUGCCCUCAUACGAUCCCAUACCCUUGGCCAGUUUUAUACACACA